GUUCGAGACCAGCCUGAGCAACAAGAACAACAACAAAAUUAGCCAGGCAUAGUGGUGCACAUCUGUAGUCCCAGCUACUUGGGAGGCUGAGCUCUGCCUCCUCUGGCUUCUGUCCCUCCCCAAGGAAGAACCCCACAGGAAGGAAGGAGAAGGCAAUGGCUGCUUGGCCUCUGCCAUUGGGAGCUCGGUUUCAGGAGUCAGUGACCUUCAAGGAUGCGUCCAUAGAUUUCUCUUGGGAAGAGUGGAUUCAAGCAGAUUCUGCUCAGAGGGUGACCGUGUAUGGGGAGGUGAUGCUGGAGAACUACAGGAACCUUGUCUCACUGGGAAAUCACCUUUCCAAACCAAAUGGGACUUCCCAGCUGGAACGAGAAGAACUGAGUCUGAUGCAAAAAGAACCGCCUGAGGGUGGCUUUCUAGAUUUUCUUGGAUAUUGCUGCCAGAUUAAUCUGACAUUUAGUCCUCUCAUUAUCCUGUCCCAGUCAAGUGGAGAAAGUAUUGACUGAAUGCUGUGCUCAGCUCUUCCGCAGCCAGCAUCUCACUUACUUGACACAAAAUGUCUGUAGACCGGGAGACAAGACUUGAAACCAAAGAGCCAACUCCAAAGCCCAGCAUUACUGAAGAUUUAUGCCAUGGGGUAACAAUGGAAAGGGAAGCUUCAAGGGUCCCAACAGGGCUCAGCAAAUGGAUACCAGCAAUUACUGGCAAGCAGCCACUGUCCUGGGGAAGAGUAAACAGCCUGGUGAUGGAGGUCUUGGUCAAAUCCCCACCGUCUGCCUUCUUUGAAGCUGACCAGUGCUGCUAUCAAAAUGUGCCCAGCCAUGUCACUCUUUCGAAUCUAAUCAUUUCCAGGCACAGGAUAAAUCCAAAUUUCCUUCCUUCAAGGCCUGUAGUUACUCCUGCAACAGCAUCUCACAGUCUUCCUUGUUCAGUGGGCCCUCGCCAGUCAUACCGACCUUGCCAGGCCUGGAGUUCACCAAGCACACUUCUCUCUGGCCUUUUCGGCGCGGUCCCAGUCAGGAACGAGCCCUGUCGCCUCCUACUCCGUCUUCCGGACCCUCCCGAUCCUCUCUCGUCAGCGAUCGGGCGUCGCUCCCCUGGACUAACCUCCCUUGCCCCAUCUUCAACUUUUCGCUGGUCUGCAUCUUCCUGCGCCUUAGUGCAAGGCAGAGACCUAGUUCUAAAGCGAACAGAACGGAACCGAUUCUGGUUCCCAGGGCAACGCACAAGCGCAGUUCAGCUCCCGGCUGCAGACUCCAGCUCAUUGUGUUCUGACUGCGAUGUGGCGCUUGCGAUCUCUCGCCGCCGGCAGAGGCUCCUCGAAGAGCGACACGGGGCUGACCAGGCACGGUGGUCAAAGCCGCAGAGGGAGAGCAGGAGCGGUCGUGAGGUCGUCUGGGGAGAAGGGCGGAGGCAAAGCCGAGGAGGUGCGGGUUGUGGUCCAUUCUGGAGGACGCUGAUCGAAUGCCCCAAACUUCCCGGAAUCAGGUGUGUGGACCCUUCUAGCCUGAGGAGUCCUGCGGGUGUGAAGCUCCACACCUGCCUCCAUACACUUUGCCUGUCCCUAAGAGGGCUCAUCGGAGAAGAAAGAAUGGCUGUCAGCCACCUGCCAACCAUGGUCCAGGAAUCGGUGACCUUCAAGGAUGUGGCUGUACUCUUCACCCAGGAAGAGUGGGGGCAGCUGAGCCCAGCCCAGAGGGCCCUGUACAGGGACGUGAUGCUGGAGAACUACAGCAACCUGGUCUCACUGGGACUCUUAGGACCCAAACCAGAUAUGUUUUCCCAGCUAGAAAAAAGGGAAGUGUGGAUGCCUGAGGACACCCCUGGAGGCUUCUGUCUGGACUGGAUGACUAUGCCUGCCAGUAAGAAAUCUACUCUCAAGGCAGAGAUUCCUGAAGAAGAAUUGGAUCAAUGGACAGUAAAGGAAAGAUUCAGUCGCAGUAGUCACUGGAAGUGUGCUAGCCUGCUGGACUGGCAAUGUGGAGGCCAGGAGAUCAGUUUGCAGCGAGUGGUACUCACUCACCCCAACACCCCAUCACAGGAAUGUGAUGAAUCUGGGAGCACUAUGAGCUCAUCUCUUCACAGUGCUCAGAGUCUGGGAUUUCAACCUAGCAAAAAUGCCUUUGAGUGCAGUGAGUGUGGAAAAGUCUUCUCUAAGAGUUCAACUCUUAAUAAGCAUCAGAAAAUUCAUACUGAAAAAAACACAAAUCAGAAAAUUCAUAUUAAGGAGAAAAGAUAUGAAUGUAGAGAAUGUGGGAAAGCCUUUCACCAGAGUACGCACCUUAUCCAUCACCAAAGAAUUCACACUGGCGAGAAACCCUAUGAAUGUAAGGAAUGUGGCAAGGCCUUCUCAGUGAGCUCCUCACUCACAUACCAUCAGAAAAUUCAUACUGGAGAGAAGCCUUUUGAAUGCAACUUAUGUGGAAAAGCUUUUAUCCGAAAUAUACACCUUGCCCAUCAUCAUAGAAUACAUACUGGAGAGAAACCUUUUAAAUGUAACAUUUGUGAAAAAGCCUUUGUGUGCAGGGCACAUCUUACCAAACACCAGAAUAUCCACAGUGGAGAGAAACCCUAUAAAUGUAAUGAAUGUGGAAAAGCCUUUAAUCAGAGUACAAGUUUUCUUCAGCAUCAGAGAAUUCACACUGGAGAGAAACCCUUUGAAUGUAAUGAAUGUGGGAAGGCCUUCAGGGUGAACUCUUCCCUUACUGAACAUCAGAGAAUUCAUACUGGAGAGAAACCUUAUAAAUGUAAUGAAUGUGGGAAAGCUUUCAGGGAUAAUUCAUCCUUUGCACGACAUCGGAAAAUUCACACUGGAGAGAAACCUUACAGAUGUGGCUUGUGUGAGAAAGCCUUUAGGGACCAAUCAGCACUAGCCCAACAUCAGAGAAUUCAUACUGGGGAAAAACCUUAUACAUGUAACAUAUGUGAAAAAGCCUUCAGUGACCAUUCAGCCCUUACCCAACAUAAGAGAAUUCAUACUAGAGAAAAACCUUACAAAUGUAAAAUCUGUGGGAAAGGCUUUAUCCGAAGCACCCACCUGACUCAACAUCAGAGGAUUCACACAGGAGAGAAACCCUAUAAAUGUAAUAAAUGUGGGAAAGCUUUUAACCAGACUGCAAACCUCAUUCAGCAUCAGCGACAUCAUAUUGAUAUGGUAUGAAUGCAGUUUGUAUGGAAGACCUUUGAGACUGGGCAGAUUAAUUAUUGAAUGUAAGAUAAUCCAUUCUAGAGAAUAACUAUGAAAACUUACAUCAAGAUAGUUACUUUAUUUACUGAGGGUCAGGUUUCACAGUGUCAUGGGGUUUGGGCAUUUAAGAAUGGCAAACACUCGGCCGAGCAUGGUGACUCACGCCUGUAAUCCCAGCACUUUAGGAGGCCGAGGUGGGCGGAUCACGAGGUCAGGAGAUCAAGAUCAUCCUGGCUAACACGGUGAAACCUCGUCUCUACUAAAAAUAUAAAAAAUUAGCCGGGCGUGGUGGCGGGCGCCUGUAGUCCCAGCUACUCAGGAGGCUGGGGCAGGAGAACGGCGUGAACCUGGGAGGCAGAGGUUGCAGUGAGCUGAGAUCACGCCACUGCACUCCAGCCUGAGCGACAGAGCGAGACUCCGUCUCAAAAAAGAAGAAGAAUGGCAAACACUCCUCAUUCUUUAAUACUGCCUCAAAUAGCAGUACUGUUUGAUUCGUCUGAAUUACCAAGUAUCAGAACCCAAAUGGAGCUUCAUUAACAGCAUUAAAAUUGGUUUAUCAAAUUACAUUUUGACUAUUAGAGAAACGAAAUUGUAAAAAUUAAAGUUGAAAAGCAAAGGAACAAAAAGGUAAAAUGGCCUACAAGCAUUUCACUCUACUAGAUUCUCUUACAUAAGAGAGUUGCCAGCUUUAAUGGAAGCCUUAGUCCUCUCCUCACCCACACCACCGACACCCAGAAUAGAGAAAGUGCAUCACCCACACUUAUUUAAAUCACACUUCCUACCUUCUGCUUCAAACCAUCGAUUGUCAGAUCUCUCUGGUCUGUGUGUCCACUGGCCUGUAGAAUCCCUGUGAGAUGAUUUAUUUGCCCCAAAUGACCCUCUUCUGACUUAGCAACUCCCAACUGUCUGCAUGGUGCCACCUAUCACUGCCCCUAUGGGGAGUGUGGUGAUCUGGUCUCAGACACAGUCCACGAUGUUGAAUAUCACACCCAAAUCCAGCCUUCAGAACUUGGUAUCUCUGUCCAGAAGGCACAACUUGAUCAAAAUUCUUGAGUUAUGCAUUUCCUGCGGGCUUCAGCUUGACUGACCCUGGGAUGGUACCUGAAGGAGGGGCUUUGCCUGUGCUGCCUUUACCCUCCAAUUGUUCUGUACUUAGUGACUCUGCACAUCAGUCAGGGACUUGCUCAGCUUCAGGUGCAAUGAUCCACCCACUUAAGUUGUAGUAUUCCCAAUCACCUCCAUCUGUUGCUGCCCAUUUCUCUAUGUGCAAUUGAUAUAAGAGGUGAAAGCCCCAAAGCCAGUUCUCAGAUUGCUCUGACCCACUCUCUUCCCCCUGGCCAGUUCUCAGAAUGCUCUGACCCACUCUCUUCCCCUGGCUGGACAGUCCACUGUGUCCACUGCGUUAGAGUACAUUUACUACUCCCAGGAUAAACUGCUGCAUCCUGGUCCUUCCCCUGCUUUUUCUAGGUUUCUGGAGGUAGUAAUUCUAUAUUCAUAGGAAAGCAGACAGCUUUGAAUUUCUGCUUUUGCAUUUGGAAGUGGUCAUUUCCUCUCCUGCAUCUGGGCCUUCCACUAUUUAAAGACUCAUGCUGACAGUGGUGAGAAAAAUGUUGAGUAAUGAGUCAAAAAGUGGUCACUAGCACCAUUGAUAUUCUCUGGCAAGGGCCAUGUCCGUGUUCAAAAGUUUGAGUGGUACAGUAGUCCUGCAGGUUUAGUUCCUUUACCUUUUGUUUUCUUCUUUUUUUUUUUGAGACAGAGUUCUGCAGUGUCACCCAGGCUGGAGUGCAGUGGUGUGAUCUCGGCUCACUGCAACCUCCACCUCCUGGGUUCAAGUGAUUCUCCUGCCUCAGCCUCCCGAGUAGCUGGGACUACAAGCACCUACCACCAUGCCCAGCUAAUUUUUUGUAUUUUUAGUAGAGAUGGGGUUUCACUAUGUUGGCCAGGCUGGUCUCAAACGCCUGACCUCGUGGUCCGCCCACCUCGGCCUCCCAAAGUGCUGAGAUUACAGGCGUGAGCCACCGCGCCCGGCCACCUUCCCCGUCUUUAAUCCUUCAGUGCUUUCAGUAGAAAUCACACAGAUAAGUAACAUCUGUGCAUCACACACACACACACAGCCUCUGGGGGCCCUCUCCCUUUUCCUACCACAAGGAAUGGAGGAGCCUGCGCUAGUGCAAGCUGGAAUAUAUCAUGCAAUGAAGAUGGGAGACCAAGCAAAUUAUUCUGGAAAGUGAAGUGGCAAGUUCCUGUUCUGUGGGAGUGCUGUCCAUCAAGUUGAGCAACCUCCUGACCCCGAGAAUGCAGCACCUCACCCCCAUGUUACAGAAGAGGAUAUUCUAUAUCGUGGUAGAACUCAGUGGGCUCUGGGUUGCAACAUAGACUUGGAAGCUUUCAGCAGCUUCGAAGUCCAAGUAAUCUAAAUUCAGCCUUCAUCUAAUAAAGGCCACCUUUGUGGGCCAGCAUCUCCUGUGAGCUGAUCAGCAACUCAAGACUUUCUUCCCUAUUAAGCUGCGUGUGAAGCAGUAUUUCAAGAGGUUUCUUGGGAUUGCCUGUGUCCCAUGUCCUCAGAAGUUCAUCUGCAGCUUCACGCGGCUGACACCCUGAGAUUCCAGAGUAAACCUGAAGAAACCAUGUUCACUGCUACAGAUGUCUGUCUUCACCCCAUCCAUGUAAUGUGCCAGGUCUUAACUACCACCCCCUUAGCUUGAAUCCCUGAGAAGCACGUUUUUAAGCUGA
This is a messenger RNA of Symphalangus syndactylus (siamang), 5917 nucleotides long. RefSeq names its product zinc finger protein ZFP2. Lineage: Eukaryota; Metazoa; Chordata; Mammalia; Primates; Hylobatidae. Gene Ontology annotation, biological process: regulation of transcription by RNA polymerase II. The record is from RefSeq and is a predicted model, not a curated record. Gene Ontology annotation, molecular function: DNA-binding transcription factor activity, RNA polymerase II-specific; RNA polymerase II cis-regulatory region sequence-specific DNA binding.